CCGAGUGUGUUACUAUGCAAACAUUGCACCAGAUUACACUUUUGGCCGCCCCAACUGAAUGUCAAAAAAACAGUGAACGAUAUUUUGUUGUCAUUUGCAAAUUUGGAAUUUAAAAACGAACAAAAAUGGGUUUAUUAGCAAUUCUUCGAAAACUUCGAUCCAAUCCAGACAAGGAAUUGAGAUUGCUUCUUUUGGGACUAGACAAUGCAGGAAAGACAACAAUUCUGAAAAAAUUGGCUAGUGAAGAUAUUACACAGGUUACACCAACCCAGGGUUUUAAUAUAAAAAGCGUGCAAAGUGAAGGUUUCAAACUGAACGUUUGGGACAUUGGAGGAGCUCGAAAAAUCAGACCCUAUUGGCGAAACUAUUUUGAAAACACAGAUGUCCUCAUUUACGUGGUUGACAGUGCCGAUAUAAAGAGGCUGGAAGAAACGGGACAAGAGCUUUCCGAGCUUUUAUUGGAAGAUAAGCUGCGUAAUGUUCCUUUGUUAGUUUAUGCAAAUAAACAAGAUAUUGGCCAGGCUGUUACGGCAGCUGAAAUUGCCGAGGGUUUAGGAUUACAUAAUAUUAAAGACCGUGAUUGGCAGAUACAAUCUUGCAUUGCAAUCGAGGGCAAAGGAGUCAAGGAGGGUUUGGAGUGGGCUUGCAGAAGUAUUAAAAAAAAAUAAUCCCAAGAAGAGGAAUGAAGAUGGGAUAUGUUUGCAGUAUAAAAAGUGAAUUACAAAUACUUUCGCGUACAUACACUUUAUUUGGUUUUACCUAAUAUUUACAAGGAUUGCUAUGAUUAUUAUCUAUAUUUAUAUUUAUAUUUCGCGUCGCGUUGAGCCGAUCUAGUCGUUUGACUUCCGUCCACAAUAAUUAAUUUAUAAUUCCUUUUAUCAGACUUUACUAAAGCGUAGGGGCAACGUCUCUACAGUGGAUAAUCUUUAUUUAAAAAUACUAUUACAAUUUAUCUAAAAUAAUUUACUUAAUUUAUUUAAAAGUUAAAAGAUCAGUUUCUUAACUUUUAAAUAAAUAAAAUUAAUUAUUUUCAUUAUAUUUCUGCACUUAAUUAAUAAUUAUCCACUCUAGGAUGAAUUUUAUCCACUGUAGGAAGUGUGCCCGCGGGAUUGGUGCCUGCUAUUUUUUUUUAAUUGUAAAAAUGGGGCUUUUCCUCAAAUUUUAAUAUAGGCGAGUGCAAAUACACUUAAAAGCACCUUGAAAAAAUACAACAUGUACCUUUUAAAGUCCAUAUUAAAGAUAUAAAUACUAUGAAUACAAAA
This is a messenger RNA of Belonocnema kinseyi, 1262 nucleotides long. Its product is annotated as ADP-ribosylation factor-like protein 3. The transcript is spliced from 5 exons. Gene Ontology annotation, biological process: cilium assembly. Gene Ontology annotation, cellular component: microtubule cytoskeleton; cytoplasm. NCBI's taxonomy places the organism in Eukaryota, Metazoa, Arthropoda, Insecta, Hymenoptera, Cynipidae. The coding region runs from base 126 to 668 and encodes 180 amino acids. The record is from RefSeq and is a predicted model, not a curated record. Gene Ontology annotation, molecular function: GTPase activity; GTP binding.